Prosopis cineraria is the source of this 2257-nucleotide messenger RNA. Its product is annotated as very-long-chain aldehyde decarbonylase CER1-like. Lineage: Eukaryota; Viridiplantae; Streptophyta; Magnoliopsida; Fabales; Fabaceae. The record is from RefSeq and is a predicted model, not a curated record. Gene Ontology annotation, molecular function: iron ion binding; oxidoreductase activity. Gene Ontology annotation, biological process: lipid biosynthetic process. The transcript has 9 exons. The coding region runs from base 92 to 1954 and encodes 620 amino acids.
UACUCAUAAGUGUGUAUAUAUACAGACAUCUUCUCUUCCUCUUCUUCUACAUCUCUCAAAACCAAGUCCAGUAUAGUCGUGCACACAAACUAUGGCUUCACGACCCGGAAUCCUUACUGAUUGGCCAUGGAAGCCUCUUGGAAACUUCAAGUAUGGGAUUCUGGCUCCAUGGGCCAUUCACAGCACAUACAAUUUCUUUGUGAAGGAUAAAAGUGAAAGGGACGUAUCCACGUUCCUGAUUCUUCCUCUGCUGCUGUGGCGUAUGCUUCACAAUCAGAUUUGGAUCACUCUCUCUCGUUAUCGAACGGCAAAAGGAAACUCAAGGAUUGUUGAUAAGGCCAUUGAGUUUGAUCAAGUUGAUCGUGAGAGAGACUGGGAUGACCAAAUAUUGUUUACUGGAAUAUUACUUUACUUGGCGAGCCAUACAAUGAAAGGAGCGUCUCACCUGCCUUGGUGGAGAUCAGAUGGGGUAUUCAUCAUGGCAUUGUUGCAUGUGGGUCCCGUGGAGUUUCUGUACUAUUGGCUUCACAGAGCUCUUCACCACCAUUUUCUAUAUUCUCGUUAUCAUUCUCACCACCAUUCGUCAAUUGUCACCGAGCCCAUUACUUCUGUGAUCCACCCAUUCGCGGAACACAUAUCAUAUUUCAUGUUGUUCGCCAUACCAAUGCUAACGACGGUGGUCACCGGAACGGCGUCGGUGGCGGCGAUGACCGGUUACCUGACUUUCAUUGACUUCAUGAACAAUAUGGGUCACUGCAACUUCGAGCUCAUUCCUUCCUUCCUCUUUCGCCUCUUUCCUCCUCUCAAAUAUCUCAUGUACACUCCAACGUUUCACUCUUUGCACCACACACAGUUCAGGACAAACUACUCUCUAUUCAUGCCUUUGUAUGAUCAUAUAUAUGGCACUGUGGACAAAUCUACAGAUGAGUUACAGGAAUGUGCACUUAAGAGGCAAGAAGAAUCCCCAGAUGUUGUGCACCUAACACAUCUCACAACGCCUGAAUCUGUGUAUCAUCUUCGACUGGGAUUUGCCUACUUGGCCUCACAACCUCACACAUCAAAGUGGUAUCUCAAGUUAAUGUGGCCUGUAACGUUGUUGUCCAUGAUCUUCACUUGGGUCUAUGGUCGUACCUUCACAUCGGAGAGAAAUCGUUUCGAUAAACUCAAGCUUCAAACUUGGGUCCUUCCCAAGUACACCUUCCAAUACUUGAUGCAAUGGCAAAAAGAGGCAAUCAACAAAGUGAUAGAGGAGGCAAUAGUGGAAGCAGAAAGGAAAGGAACAAAAGUGAUAAAUUUGGGUCUGAUGAAUCAAGAAGAAGAGCUAAACACAUAUGGAGGGCUUUACAUAAAUAAGAAUCCAAAGCUAAAUGUUAAGUUGGUUGAUGGAAGCAGUCUGGCUGUUGCUGUGCUUCUUCACAGUCUUCCAAAUGGAACAUCUCAAGUCUUGCUUAGAGGCAAACUCACCAAGGUUGCUUCUGCCCUUGCCUUUAAUUUAUGCCAAAAGGGUAUUCAGGUAGCCACAGUGCAUGAGGAGGAGCACAUGAAGCUGAAAAGCUCAUUUAACAAUAAAUGUGGAAGUAAUUUGAUUAUCUCUAAAAGUUAUUCUCAAAAGAUAUGGUUGGUGGGAGAUGGAUUGAGUGAAGAGGAACAGCGAAAGGCACCAAAAGGAACAACAUUCAUUCCAUACACACAAUUCCCACCAAUCAAACAUCGCAAGGAUUGCUCAUACCGUUGUACUCCAGCUAUGCUAACUCCCUUGGCUCUUGAAAAUGUCGAUUCUUGCGAGAAUUGGUUACCAAGAAGGGUAAUGAGCGCAUGGCGAAUAGCUGGAAUAGUGCACUCUUUAGAAGGAUGGAGUGAACAUGAGUGUGGAUAUGCAAUGCUGAAUACUGAUAAAGUUUGGAAGGCAACUCUUCAACAUGGCUUUCAACCUCUCACUCAUGAACAAAUUUAAUUGCUUUCUAGAAGCUGAGUGAUCUUAUAGGAGGGAGAAAGACGCAAGGGCUAUAUAUAUAUAUAUAUAUAUAUAAUGGAACAUGAGGGUAAAAUAAUUAGCACGUGCUCUCUGUGUCAUGGUAGUAAGGGGAGACAAAGAAGGAAGAGUAGGAUCCAUACCCUGAUAGGUGAGGUGGAUUCUAUUCCUCUGCACUUUUCUCUUUAUUUUGGAUGGCAAAAUGCUUUAUGUUUUUACCUUUAAGUACUUGAAGACUUCAUCAUUACUGUUGCUCUCAUUUAUCUAGUCAAAUGUUUUACGACA